This is a messenger RNA of Scaptodrosophila lebanonensis, 906 nucleotides long. RefSeq names its product acylphosphatase-2. Bases 155 to 583 code for a protein of 142 amino acids. The record is from RefSeq and is a predicted model, not a curated record. Gene Ontology annotation, molecular function: acylphosphatase activity. Lineage: Eukaryota; Metazoa; Arthropoda; Insecta; Diptera; Drosophilidae. The transcript is spliced from 4 exons.
AACUUACAUUAUUUUAGUGCCAAUGUAAAAUGUCUUUUCUCGUUUUGAGAAGGUGGUGCCUUAUAGCUUUUAGGGCUCCUAGGGUUCCAGUUCCUGAUUUAUACCAUCGAACUACUUUCUGAACGAAUCGACUCAACACUAUCUGCCGGUCGUUAUGGUGUUUCUAUAUAGCUCGGGCUUAGUUGUCAGUAUUUGUAUUCUCCUGUCGGUGCUAGUGUUAUUCGAAUAUAGUUUUUCACAACCAAAUAAACUAACUUCAAAAGAAACCAUUGCAACAAUGGCUGCACCAAGUAAACAAUUGUUAUACGCCUGCAACUUUGAAGUCUUUGGACGAGUGCAAGGUGUUUUCUUUCGUAAGUACACAGAGAAACAGGCGAAAACCUUGGGUGUUCAUGGCUGGUGCAAGAAUACCAAUCAGGGUACUGUAAAGGGGCAGUUGGAGGCACCUUUGUCACAGAUAAAUGAAAUGAAGCACUGGCUCCAGAAUAAAGGCAGCCCCAAGUCCGUCAUUGAAAAAGCUGAAUUCUCGGAAGCCAAGGAGAUUUCUGCAUAUACGUUCGAUGAGUUCUCCAUAAAGCGUUAGUAUUCCGAUAUACAUGUACAUACUUAUGUUUUUUACGUACGUGCAAAGGAUCAAGAUUCUUAUACUGCAAAACAUUUAGAAGUUACAAAAAUGUAUCAUCCCCAAACUGUAAGAUUGUUUAUCAGCACGUAGAAUUUGUUUAUUUAUUUCAGUUACUUAAAUCUAUUAAUGAACAAGCGCGUAAAUUUUUUCUGCCGAAAAAAACUAUAUAACUACUCUUCAGCAAUCUUUUCGAAUAGCACGUUGGCAAAAAUUUUAUUUGAGGUCCAGGCCCCUAUUCCGUAGUCAUCAGAUUAUCCAAUAAAAACUAUCUAAGCUGUAAA